AUGGACGUGGCUCGGGUGGUUCUGCUCCUGCUGUGCGCUCUGGGCGGUUCUCCUGCUGCUGAUGGAGAACCAGCUGAGGGCACGAGGUUUUCUCAGGAUGCGAUCGAUUACAAGGACCCCUGCAAAGCGGCUGCCUUUCUGGGAGACAUUGCUCUGGAUGAGGAAGACCUCCGAUUGCUUAAAGAUGCACAGAACAGUGAUGAAGCACAGCAACCCGACAAGGCAAACUUAGCUGAUAACGCCACCUCCAACGACACCACCGAGGGAGCUGCUGACCGUCAGAGUCCCCAUCGCCAGAGGAGAGCAGCCACCUCCAGGCCUGAGCGAGUGUGGCCUGACGGUAUCAUCCCGUACAUCAUCAGUGGGAAUUUUAGUGGCAGCCAGAGGGCCAUAUUUCGUCAGGCGAUGCGCCACUGGGAGAAACACACCUGUGUGACUUUCAUGGAGAGGACAAACGAAGAGAGCUACAUCGUUUUCACCUACAGGCCGUGUGGGUGUUGCUCCUUCGUGGGGAGGAGAGACGGCGGCCCCCAGGCCAUCUCCAUUGGGAAGAACUGUGAUAAGUUUGGCAUCGUGGUUCACGAGCUCGGCCACGUGAUCGGCUUCUGGCACGAACACACACGCCCAGACCGUGACAAACACGUAAACAUCAUCAGAGACAACAUCCAACCAGGACAGGAGUACAACUUCCUGAAAAUGGAGGUCGGUGAGGUCGACUCGCUGGGCGAGGUGUAUGACUUUGGCAGCAUCAUGCAUUACGCGAGAAACACAUUUUCCAGAAGCAUCUUCUUGGACACCAUCUUGCCUCGUUAUGAUGUCAACGGGGUCAGGCCGUCUAUUGGACAGCGCACCAGUCUCAGCAUAGGGGACAUUGCUCAAGCCCGAAAGCUCUACAAAUGUGCAAAGUGUGGGGAAAGCCUGCAGGAAAGCACUGGAAACUUCUCAUCUCCUGGUUUCCCCAAUGGCUAUUCAGCAUACACCCACUGUGUUUGGAGGAUUUCUGUCACUCCGGGAGAAAAGAUUGUCCUGAACUUUACCUCCAUGGACCUGUUCAGGAGUAAUUUGUGCUGGUACGACCACGUGGAGGUCCGAGACGGAUUCUGGAGAAAAGCUCCUCUGAGAGGUCGAUUCUGUGGGGACACGCUUCCAGAACCAAUCAUCUCAACCGAGAGUCGACUUUGGGUUGAGUUCAAAAGCAGCAGCAGCUGGGUGGGCAAAGGAUUUUCAGCUGUUUAUGAGGCCAUUUGUGGGGGGGAAUUGGAGCGGGACAGCGGUCAGAUCCAGUCCCCCAACUAUCCUGAUGGUUACCAGUCCAACCAAAUGUGUGUGUGGCAGAUCACAGUAGCAGAAGGCUUUGAAGUUGGCCUCUCCUUUACAUCAUUUGAGAUUGAGAAACACGACACCUGUGCCUAUGACUAUGUGGAGGCGAGGGAUGGCAAUUCGGAGAGCAGCCCCCUCCUCGGACGGUUUUGCGGCUACGACAAACCGGUCAGCGUCAAAAGCAGCUCCAACCACCUCUGGCUCAAGUUUGUAUCCGAUGGUUCUGUCAACAAAGCUGGGUUCACCGCGAGCUUCUUAAAAGAGAUGAAUGAGUGCUCCAUGCCCGAUAAUGGUCAGUGUGAGCAGCGCUGUCUGAACACGCUGGGCAGCUACAGAUGUGCCUGUGAUCCUGGAUAUGAGCUGGCAGCCGACAGACACAGCUGUGUCACAGCUGCUUGUGGCGGCUUUAUCACCGUUCUGAACGGCUCCCUCUCCACCCCCGGCUGGCCCAACAAAUACCCACACAACAAGAACUGUGUGUGGCAGCUGGUGGCCCCCGCUCAGUACAGGAUCACCCUGGUGUUUGAUGGCUUUGAAACCGAAGGAAACGAUGUGUGUAAAUACGACUAUGUGGAGGUGCGCAGCGGGUUGAGCUCGGACUCCAAGCUCAACGGGAAGUUCUGCGGCUCAGAGAAACCUGAAAUCAUCACGUCCCUCCAGAACAACAUGAGGAUUGAGUUCAAGUCAGACAACACGGUGUCCAAGAAGGGCUUCAAGGCUCAUUUCUUCUCAGAUGUGGACGAGUGCUCCAAAGCUAACGGCGGCUGCCAGCAUGAAUGUGUGAACACCUUUGGGAGCUACAGCUGUCAGUGCCGCAGCGGCUUUAUGCUGCAUGAUAAUAAACACGACUGCAAGGAAGCUGGAUGCGAUCACGUUGUCAACAGUGUGUCCGGCACAAUCAGCAGCCCCAACUGGCCCAACAAGUACCCCAGUAAGAAAGCCUGCACCUGGUCCCUGUCCACAACGCCGGGCCAUCGGAUCAAACUCGUUUUUAAUGAGGUCGACAUGGAGGCUCAUCUGGAGUGCGCUUAUGACCAUCUGGAGAUCUUCGACGGCAAAGAUGUUAGUGCGUCGAGUCUGGGGCGCUUUUGUGGCACCAGAAAGCCUUCGCCUGUUGUCUCCAGCAGCAACAAAAUGUUCCUGCGCUUUCUCUCCGACAACUCAGUGCAAAAGAGGGGGUUUGACGCUUCGUAUGGAGCAGAAUGUGGAGGAAGCCUUGAAGCUGAGGUCAAGACAAAAGAUCUGUACUCUCAUGCACAGUUUGGUGAUAAUAACUACCCUGGGGGCUCAGACUGUCUAUGGGUGGUCACUGCAGAGAAGGGGUACGGAGUGGAGAUCAUCUUCCAAGUGUUUGAGGUCGAGGAGGAAGCAGACUGCGGCUACGAUUACGUGGAGCUGUACGACGGCACUGACAGCAAGUCGCCAAGACUGGGGCGAUACUGUGGAUCAGGGGCUCCAGAGGAUGUCUACUCAGCUGGAGACGCCAUCACUUUAAAGUUUCACUCAGACGACAGCAUCAGUAAAAAAGGCUUCCAUGCACGCUACACCAGCACAAAGUUCCAGGACACGUUACACACAAGCGACUGAUUUGUAGCCUUCGGCUCAAACAUUCUGACGGUCCCACCCGUUUCCAGGCAAGGAAUGAAUGUUUGGGUUGAUACCACAGAAACCGA
Nematolebias whitei (Rio pearlfish) is the source of this 2993-nucleotide messenger RNA. RefSeq names its product bone morphogenetic protein 1-like. The record is from RefSeq and is a predicted model, not a curated record. NCBI's taxonomy places the organism in Eukaryota, Metazoa, Chordata, Actinopteri, Cyprinodontiformes, Rivulidae. The coding region runs from base 1 to 2907 and encodes 968 amino acids. The transcript has 20 exons. Gene Ontology annotation, biological process: proteolysis. Gene Ontology annotation, molecular function: zinc ion binding; metalloendopeptidase activity; calcium ion binding.